AUGCUUGUUUCCUAUUCUUACUGCGUCGUCCCUUUCUCUACCCUCAUCCGUUCUCUAACCUCAUCAUUUCUCUACCCUCUUUCCCCCUGCGCGCUCAUCCCCCCUGCGCGCUCAUCCCCCCACUCCUCCCCCUUUCUUCCCCAGAGGGCGAACGAGGCGAUGCAGGGCGAGCGGGGCGUUUGGUUCGAAUGCGCGCAGGGAGGGGGAGAGGGCCAGCAAGCAAGAGUGAGUUGUAUCUCGUCCCCCUUUCCCCUCUCCUUCCGCCUUCCCUCCUUUCCCCCUUUGCCCGUCCCCCUUUGCCCUUCCUCCUUUGCUGUCCCCCUUUCUCUUUUCCCCCCUUUCCCCUUCCUCUUUUGUCCGUCCUCCUUUGCCCAUCCCCCUUUGCCCGUCCCCCUUUGCCCGUCCCCCUUUGCCCAUCCCCCUUUGCCCGUCCCUUUUUCCCUUCCUCUUUGCCCAUCCCCUUUUGCCCAUCCCCCUUUGCCCGUCCCCCUUUGCCCAUCCCCCUUUGCCCGUCCCUUUUUGCCCUUCCCCUUUCACCCUUUCUCCUUUGCCCGUCCCCCUUUUGCUCCUCAAGCCCUCACCAUCGGAGGGUCUGGCCCCUCGUGCCUCUUUGCCUUCUGUGAUGUGGCCUUCAAGGAGUGGAGUGUUUUUUUGUUGAUGUGGGCGCAGCACAUGGGAUGGAGAGCACAUGUAUUGGCGGACAGAGCACAUGUAUUGGCGGACAGAGCACAUGUAUUGGCGGACAGAGCACAUGUAUUGGCGGAAAGAGCACAUGUAUUGGCGGACAGAGCACAUGUAUUGGCGGACAGAGCACAUGUAUUGGCGGACAGAGCACAUGUAUUGGCGGACAGAGCACAUGUAUUGGCGGACAGAGCACAUGUAUUGGCGGACAGAGCACAUGUAUUGGCGGACAGAGCACAUGUAUUGGCGGACAGAGCACAUGUAUUGGCGGACAGAGCACAUGUAUUGGCGGACAGAGCACAUGUAUUGGCGGACAGAGCACAUGUAUUGGCGGACAGAGCACAUGUAUUGGCGGACAGAGCACAUGUAUUGGCGGACAGAGCACAUGCCUUUGUGCUGAAGGCGGGGUCAUCGCCAUGGCUUGAGACGGGUGAUGCGACAAGGGUGAAGGCCUUUGUGUUCUCCCCUGUCUGCACGUCCUGUCCUGCCAGGCCUUUGUGCUGGAGGCGGGGUCACCCGAGACGGGGCGAUUUGGGGAUGUGUGCGCACCGUCACGUGCUGGUUGUCAACCCCGCUCUAUCUGCUUCCUCCCAUUUCCCCCUCUCCUCCUCCACGCCCUUUCCCAUCUCCACCCUCCUUUCCCAUCUCCACCCUCCUUUCCCAUCUCCACCCUCCUUUCCCUCAUUCACGCAUCACCGCAUUCCCUCAUUCACGCAUCACCGCAUUCCCUCAUUCACGCAUCACCGCAUUCCCUCAUUCACGCAUCACCGCAUUCCCUCAUUCACGCAUCACCGCAUUCCCUCAUUCACGCAUCACCGCAUUCCCUCAUUCACGCAUCACCGCAUUCCCUCAUUCACGCAUCACCGCAUUCCCUCAUUCACGCAUCACCGCAUUCCCUCAUUCACGCAUCACCGCAUUCCCUCAUUCACGCAUCACCGCAUUCCCUCAUUCACGCAUCACCGCAUUCCCUCAUUCAGGCAUCACCGCAUUCCCUCAUUCAGGCAUCACCUCAUUCCCUCAUUCACGCAUCACCGCAUUCCCUCAUUCACGCAUCACCGCAUUCCCUCAUUCACGCAUCACCGCAUUCCCUCAUUCACGCAUCACCGCAUUCCCUCAUUCACGCAUCACCGCAUUCCCUCAUUCACGCAUCACCGCAUUCCCUCAUUCACGCAUCACCGCAUUCCCUCAUUCACGCAUCACCGCAUUCCCUCAUUCACGCAUCACCGCAUUCCCUCAUUCACGCAUCACCGCAUUCCCUCAUUCACGCAUCACCGCAUUCCCUCAUUCACGCAUCACCGCAUUCCCUCAUUCACGCAUCACCGCAUUCCCUCAUUCACGCAUCACCGCAUUCCCUCAUUCACGCAUCACCGCAUUCCCUCAUUCACGCAUCACCGCAUUCCCUCAUUCACGCAUCACCGCAUUCCCUCAUUCACGCAUCACCGCAUUCCCUCAUUCACGCAUCACCGCAUUCCCUCAUUCACGCAUCACCGCAUUCCCUCAUUCACGCAUCACCGCAUUCCCUCAUUCACGCAUCACCGCAUUCCCUCAUUCACGCAUCACCGCAUUCCCUCAUUCACGCAUCACCGCAUUCCCUCAUUCACGCAUCACCGCAUUCCCUCAUUCACGCAUCACCGCAUUCCCUCAUUCACGCAUCACCGCAUUCCCUCAUUCACGCAUCACCGCAUUCCCUCAUUCACGCAUCACCGCAUUCCCUCAUUCACGCAUCACCGCAUUCCCUCAUUCACGCAUCACCGCAUUCCCUCAUUCAGGCAUCACCGCAUUCCCUCAUUCAGGCAUCUCCUCAUUCCCUCAUUCACGCAUCUCCUCAUUCCCUCAUUCACGCAUCUCCUCAUUCCCUCAUUCACGCAUCACCGCAUUCCCUCAUUCACGCAUCACCGCAUUCCCUCAUUCACGCAUCACCGCAUUCCCUCAUUCACGCAUCACCGCAUUCCCUCAUUCACGCAUCACCGCAUUCCCUCAUUCACGCAUCACCGCAUUCCCUCAUUCACGCAUCACCGCAUUCCCUCAUUCACGCAUCACCGCAUUCCCUCAUUCACGCAUCACCGCAUUCCCUCAUUCACGCAUCACCGCAUUCCCUCAUUCACGCAUCACCGCAUUCCCUCAUUCACGCAUCACCGCAUUCCCUCAUUCACGCAUCACCGCAUUCCCUCAUUCACGCAUCACCGCAUUCCCUCAUUCACGCAUCACCGCAUUCCCUCAUUCACGCAUCACCGCAUUCCCUCAUUCACGCAUCACCGCAUUCCCUCAUUCACGCAUCACCGCAUUCCCUCAUUCACGCAUCACCGCAUUCCCUCAUUCACGCAUCACCGCAUUCCCUCAUUCACGCAUCACCGCAUUCCCUCAUUCACGCAUCACCGCAUUCCCUCAUUCACGCAUCACCGCAUUCCCUCAUUCACGCAUCACCGCAUUCCCUCAUUCACGCAUCACCGCAUUCCCUCAUUCACGCAUCACCGCAUUCCCUCAUUCACGCAUCACCGCAUUCCCUCAUUCACGCAUCACCGCAUUCCCUCAUUCACGCAUCACCGCAUUCCCUCAUUCACGCAUCACCGCAUUCCCUCAUUCACGCAUCACCGCAUUCCCUCAUUCACGCAUCACCGCAUUCCCUCAUUCACGCAUCACCGCAUUCCCUCAUUCAGGCAUCACCGCAUUCCCUCAUUCAGGCAUCUCCUCAUUCCCUCAUUCACGCAUCUCCUCAUUCCCUCAUUCACGCAUCUCCUCAUUCCCUCAUUCACGCAUCUCCUCAUUCCCUCAUUCACGCAUCUCCUCAUUCCCUCAUUCACGCAUCUCCUCAUUCCCUCAAUCAUCAGGCAUCACGCAAUCCCUUCUUCAGGCAAUCAUACCAGUAACCCAAUACAGCGUGUUGGUAUCACUUGCAGGAUGCAUGUUGGCAUGAGUUACAGCAUCCAUAUGUUGGCAUGUGUUACAGCAUGCAUGUUGGUGUGA
Molecule: messenger RNA, 3645 nt
Organism: Closterium sp. Naga37s-1
Lineage: Eukaryota; Viridiplantae; Streptophyta; Zygnematophyceae; Desmidiales; Closteriaceae
Source: the annotation of a GenBank genome assembly